Messenger RNA from Sporisorium graminicola, 1035 nucleotides. RefSeq lists its product as uncharacterized. NCBI's taxonomy places the organism in Eukaryota, Fungi, Basidiomycota, Ustilaginomycetes, Ustilaginales, Ustilaginaceae. Gene Ontology annotation, biological process: maturation of LSU-rRNA; maturation of 5.8S rRNA. Bases 1 to 1035 code for a protein of 344 amino acids. Gene Ontology annotation, cellular component: nucleolus; preribosome, large subunit precursor. The transcript has a single exon. The record is from RefSeq and is a predicted model, not a curated record.
AUGCAGUCGGACGACGUGAUCUGGACGAUCAUCGGGCACGAGUUCUGCUCGUACAAGAUCAAGUCCAAGACCCACUCGACCUUCUGUCGCAACGAAUAUAACCUUACGGGUCUGUGCAACCGCCAGUCGUGUCCGUUGGCCAACUCGCGCUAUGCCACCGUGCGCGAACGUGAGGGGAUCGUCUACCUCUACAUCAAGACGGCAGAACGUGCGCACUCGCCCAAGCACCAGUGGGAGCGCAUCAAGCUAUCCAACAACUACUCGCGCGCGCUCGAGCAGAUCGACAAGGAGCUCAUCUACUGGCCCAAGUUCAUCACGCACAAGGCCAAGCAGCGUCUCACCAAAAUCACACAGUACCUCAUCAAGCUGCGCCGUAUCAAACUCAAGGAGGACGAGCAGCCGCAGCUUGUCUCGAUCAAGAAGAAGACCGAACGCAGAGAGGAGAGGAGAGAGUUUAAGGCGCUCAAGGCCGCACGCUUGGAGAAGUCGAUCGAGAAGGAGUUGCUCGAACGUCUCAAAUCGGGAGCGUACGGUGAUGCGCCCUUGAACGUCAACGAAGACGUCUGGAUGCAGGUGUUGGAGAACCGCAACAAGGACAGUGCCAAGGAGCUGGAUCUGGAGGACGAGGAGUCCGAGGAAGAGCUUGAGGAGGACCUCGACGAGAUGGACAGGAUGAUGGAGGAGGAGUUCGAAGACGAAGAUGGCGUGGGCGAUCGAGAGUUUGUGUCGGAUGAUGACGAGGAGGACGACGAUGAGGAGGAUUUGGAGGACCUAUACGAUUCGGAUGGAAACACGAUCGAGUUUGCAUCCGAUUCAGACGCUGAUGACGACGACGACUCGCAGGACGAAAGCGACGACGAAGGUGCGGCACCAGCAGCUGGUAAGAAGAGGAAAGGCCCCACCGCCGGUCCGAGUGCGUCGUCGAAAAAGCUGCAGCAGCAGAAGAAGAAGGGCGGCAAGAAGGGCCCCCAGAUCGAAAUCGAGUACGAACAGGAGACCGAACCUCUUACCAAGGAGGCUCUGGCCAACUGGUGA